This is a messenger RNA of Helicoverpa zea (corn earworm), 1319 nucleotides long. RefSeq names its product glycine receptor subunit alpha-2-like. Gene Ontology annotation, molecular function: transmembrane signaling receptor activity; extracellular ligand-gated monoatomic ion channel activity; chloride channel activity. The transcript has 9 exons. The coding region runs from base 1 to 1134 and encodes 377 amino acids. Gene Ontology annotation, cellular component: synapse; neuron projection; membrane. The record is from RefSeq and is a predicted model, not a curated record. Gene Ontology annotation, biological process: signal transduction; regulation of membrane potential; chemical synaptic transmission. NCBI's taxonomy places the organism in Eukaryota, Metazoa, Arthropoda, Insecta, Lepidoptera, Noctuidae.
AUGGCCGCGGAAAAGUUGCUUUGGCUCACAACUGUGCUUCUCCGUCUGUGGCUGGGAGCUACAGAUCUUUGCUAUGCUCAAUCAACUCUCCUGACCUUCCAAGACUUGCUACCGGAAGACCCGAGGCUGUACGACAAGAUGAGACCUCCGAAGAUCAACGAACAGCCUACCAUCGUCAACUUCCAUGUGACUGUUAUGGGGCUCGACUCUAUUGACGAAACUUCUAUGACAUAUGCUGCUGACAUAUUCUUUGCUCAAACAUGGAAAGACCAUCGCUUAAGGCUGCCCGAAAACAUGACUACAGAAUACAGACUCCUCGAAGUGGACUGGCUGAAACACAUGUGGAGACCAGACUCCUUCUUCAAGAACGCCAAGUCCGUGACGUUUCAAACCAUGACGAUACCCAAUCAUUACGUGUGGCUGUCCAAGGAGAAGACUAUACUGUAUAUGGUGAAAUUGACGCUUCGAUUGUCGUGUGCCAUGAAUUUCCUCAUAUACCCACAUGAUACGCAAGAGUGUAAGCUGCAAAUGGAAAGCUUGUCCCACACGACAGAUGACCUGAUCUUCCAGUGGGACCCUGACGUACCCCUGGUAGUGGACGAGAACAUUGAGUUGCCUCAACUGGAGCUGGUGCAGAAUACCACUGCUGACUGCACCCAGGUGUACUCUACAGGAAACUUCACCUGCCUGGAGGUGAUCUUCAAGCUGAAGCGGCGCCUGGGGUACCAUCUGUUCAACACCUACAUACCCACUUGUCUGAUCGUCAUUAUGUCUUGGGUAUCCUUCUGGAUCAAGCCUGAUGCAGCCCCCGCGAGGGUCACUCUCGGCGUGACAUCACUACUCACGCUAUCGACGCAGCACGCGAAGUCGCAGGCGCAGUUACCGCCCGUCUCUUAUCUGAAAGCUGUGGAUGCUUUCAUGUCUGUGUGUACUGUGUUCGUGUUCAUGGCUCUGAUGGAAUAUUGUUUGGUCAACAUCGUUCUGGGAGACGGCGCUAAAGUCAAGGAUGCAGCAGAAGCAGCUAAAGCCAAGAUGAGAGCGAUCAGCAUCGACCGUUUCUCUCGCGUAUUCUUUCCUCUCCUAUUUUCCGUGCUCAACGCCAUCUACUGGAUACAUUUCGCUCAAUAUAUCUGAUGGAUUUACUUGUUCAAGUUUGACUACUUUUGCUCAUUUAUCUUCCAUCUUUCUUUUGUUUAGAAUCAAUGUUUUAUGAGCUGAUUCUUUUGUUUUUACAUCAUUGUCAUCAUUGUGUUUCUUGGUUUUUAAUCAAUGUUUUAAUCACAAAUUACUUAUUUCAGUGAAACAUUGCUACUUAAGUA